Messenger RNA from Guyanagaster necrorhizus, 883 nucleotides. RefSeq lists its product as uncharacterized. The coding region runs from base 165 to 632 and encodes 155 amino acids. NCBI's taxonomy places the organism in Eukaryota, Fungi, Basidiomycota, Agaricomycetes, Agaricales, Physalacriaceae. The record is from RefSeq and is a predicted model, not a curated record. The transcript is spliced from 2 exons.
CCUUUAGCAGUACAAUGCCAAGAAUAGUCACGUUGAUGACGCAUGGCGGUGCAUUGUGAUCGGUGGGCGCCAACUUCAAGCCCUGGUACCGGUGCACACUGCCUGUCUCUACUUAAAACUCCUUUGGUGUUCAUUCGUCCCAGCCAACAUACUCAGCCCAUAUCAUGGCAUCCUACCGUACAUGCUCUCCUGCACCAGCAGAUAUAAUAACCUAUCGUUUUCGUACAAAUUUGGUCUAUGUGAAGCCAGAACUAGACUACGAGGUCGCUCUAGAUGUUGCCCAAAAAGAAUUUGCCCAACUUGUUGAGGUCGAUCGGCACCGAAUAGUGUUCACAACACAAGCCACUGUUGCUGGCAUACGCACGUCUGUGCGCAUUUCCGCCAGUGCCUGGGCAUCUACGGUAUCGCGGAUGCUUCGCGGAGAAGUCAUCGAUGUUGAGAUUGCCGAGGCCAAAAAGGAGGACGAGCCUCCACAGUAUCUUGAGGUCCCUGAGGCCAAGGAAGACUACGCGAGAUGCUAUCGCUCUGCCCCUUCUUCCCGAUCUAAUUCCCGUACUCGCCAAUCAUCCCCUACACCGUCACUCAACAGUGGAGAAAAAUCACGACGAACAUGGUUUACUAGACAUUUUUGAACAUUUCGUGGUACAGAAACUUCGACUCCUUUUAAAUAAUACCCUAUACAUAUACCCCUGUAAAAUACGUUCACUGUAUCCUUACGUAUAGUAUGUUCGCCAAGUGCUUAUUUGUAGCUACCAACUUAUUGACGUUACAACGUUCAACAUCAAUCAGCUCCAAUAUUUCAAUAAUCAAGCCACAGUCAAGCCACUCAGGUGCGACUGUGUCUCAACAAUGCCUUGCUUCUGAAAGUCGCGUUGUAUUGCAA